UUUGGGGAAUACCAAUAUUCGAAAAUCAAUUUAAUUUUUUAUUUUACUGAAUUUUUUACCAGAGGAACUGUUAGAAACUAAGAAAUACAAUAGAAACCAAUGUAAAUAAUAAGUGGUAAAGGCAACCUCAUUAUCCAUAACGUUUGAAGCGUUGAUUGGAGUACAUAAGAAGAUCAUGAUUGUGAAGUGAUACGAUUUGACAGCAAGUAACCUGACAAUAUGCCAUCUUUCUUUUCUUCAUACAUCAUAUUCAUACUUGUUCAAGGACUGGCACAUAGUAGAGAUGUAAAACCAGUACAGGAACGAUAUUUACCCGAUUAUAAAAUCUAUCAUAAUCUUACGCAGAUUAUGAACCAUGUGAAACUGCUAGAACAGAACAAUCCCUCAUAUAUGAAAGUCGACUGGAGUUACAAAUCGAGACUUGGGAAUCCACAGAUGCUGAUUAUAUUAAAAAAUCACAAUACAACUAACUCUCCUAAGCUACGAAUGCUUCUAUCAUUUGGUGAACAUUCACGAGAAUUCCUUCCAGUUGAGAGUGCGUUUCACUUGUUAACAAAUAUCACCAAUGGACUAGCAGCUCCGAUUAGAUCACAGCAAUACAAAUACUCAGCUUUAAUAAUUUCUAAAAUUGAAAUGUAUAUUGUGAUAAUGAUGAAUCCCGAUGGUAGGUUAUAUGUAGAAAGGACAAAAAAUUACUGCUGGCGAGGAACCAGUGAGGGCGUAGAUCUCAACAGGAACUUUGAUUGGCAGUUUGGGGGUAUGGGGAGCUCGGCUGAUAAAUAUGACGAGGAAUAUAGAGGAGAGAAACCUUUCUCAGAGCCGGAGUGCAGGGUUUUGACAGAGUUAACUAUGCAGUACAAAUUUGAUGCUUUCUUUUCACUACAUUCAGGAAUUCAGCAAAUAUACAUACCAUAUGCAGAUACUUUAUCGAAGAAGACUCGUAGGCAACCCAAAAAUGUAUCAGGGAUGUUACAACUUGCCCAACAGAUUUCUGAUGCAACUGGGAAUGUAUACAAAUAUGGGUUGUCAUGGCAACUGAAUGACUACACAGCUGAUGGGACAUUGUUUGACUAUAUGGCAGGAGUGAGAAAGAUUCCAUAUUCAUUAGCCAUUGAAUUGUGGGGAGGAGGAGAUACUAAAGAUUCCAAGUGUUUCGAUCUCUUUAAUCCACCAAGUGCUCAAUUAAAGAGGGUCUUGAUAAAGAUCCACAAAGUGUAUGAGUCAUUGUUCAUCUAUCUAAUCAACUCCCAAAGACGCAGUAUUAGUCGCAUACAACAUCCAGAGUUAGAGACUCCACCACUUACUCUCGGAUACAUACUGCUCUCUGCUGUUAUAUUCCUGACUGUGAUUGUUGCCUUUCAUCACCGUUUACCUACAUGUCUCAGACUUUACCCAAGACGACGUAUUGUCAGCUUGCGAUCUUUAAGUUCGACUUUCUCCACAGCGUUAAUCAGGUGAUCAAUGAUGUCAUAAUUACUUGAACUAAGGUCAUCAUAGAAGUAGAAGUAGGCUAGGCUCAAUUAAUAAAUGUGGUCUCACAUCUUGAGGCUAUUAUUAUUGAGGUACUGAACCGACUACAUGUACAUAGAUCGCGGCACGAUCAUAUGUAAUCAGAAUGUCUACCCUCGAAACACUAUCAUCUAGUCACAUUUCCCUCCGACUGCUCCAACUGACUUUAUAGUUUUAAUACAGUCAUACUCGUGCACAUACUGUAGCCAAGAACUUAGUCCAUGAACAAAGCUCGAAGUCCUGGAAGCUCGAACUACUACAUAAUGUGUAAUAAAGUACACAUUUUACCAUACUAUUUAAGAAUGUGCUACCUCAAUUUAGAAAAACCAAAUCUUGUGUGAUUAAUUGUAAAGCUUAUGUUGAACCUAUUGAGUGAAUUGUGUGUAAAUGUAAAAAAAUCAUCCUUUUUGAAGAUGAAUUAUUUAAACACCAUGCGAAUACCUGUGAAAUUUUCUUUGACUUCCCUCUUACUACACGUAACCUGAUUUUAUAAUAAUUGCACGUAAAGGUUCAAGGUAAAUGAAAUAUUACAUUUUAUGUUGAAGAUUUAUU
Owenia fusiformis is the source of this 2061-nucleotide messenger RNA. The record is from the annotation of a GenBank genome assembly. Lineage: Eukaryota; Metazoa; Annelida; Polychaeta; Sabellida; Oweniidae.